AUGAGAUACAGAGAACCGCGCCGUGGAUCAGAUUAUUAUAGAGGAGGUGGACACUCUGAAUUUCACAGACCUAGACGCCCAUUAACACCCGAAUUGGAUGAACGAUAUGAUCAUCGGUCAGAUUAUUCCCGUUUUGGCCGUGAUGGCUAUGCGGAAGAUAGAUAUCAUCAACACUCAUAUCACAGAUCGCAUGUUAUUGAGCCUAGGAGAGAGCUAGCAAGACAUGAACAUCAUGAACAUCAUGAAGGCAAUGUUAAACUUGCCAGGGGUCCUUCCAUUUCUAGGAGAGAGGAACGCAGUAACUAUCAACAAAUGAGCCGUUCGAACUCAUCCGAAAAGAAGUUUGUUGAUAGAUCUAAAGCCAUUCCAAGUCAUUCAACCGGUCCUAAACUGCAGGCUUUGAGAACUGAGCCACUGAAGAAACACUAUAAUUAUUUCGACAUUAAAGAUCAAAAUCACUCGCUGGAGAAGAAGAGGAAGGUGGCACAGAGUAUGAGUAGAACAGGAAAAAGUUAUAAACUAGUAUUGAAACCGAUAGCGAACAAAGAAGGAAAUAAGCAUAAUGGGUCUGGAGCCGCAUCGGUUGUAGAGCAGAUACGGGCACUACAUCACAAGGUUGUUGAUCCUCGAAAACAUAAUGACAUCAGUUAUAAAAAGGGUUCUGAGGGGACUUUUUUCCAAAACAUUUCUGCAUUGAUCCCCGUUCAUUAUAAAUACGAUAGUAAGCAUUCACUUGGUCCAGUCCCAUCUACCGAGUUGGUUGCAUGGGGAUAUUUACCGACAACAUCACUUCAGAUCAUAAGGAAUAACUUUUCAACUUUUGGUCCUCUUAAAGAUGUUCGAGGGGUCGAUGAUAAGGAUACAGCUGUACCUUUGGGGAUUUGCAAGGUUUGCUUUGAUGGGGACCCAGCAAUUGCCCAUGCACGUGUCCUGAAGGCUAUUUCCAACACCAACAUGAAAUUGUUGAUCUCCGGCAAGUUGAUACAUACCGGAUUGAAUGUGGACGAUAAGUUGUUACAUAAAAUAACGGAUGAGCUAAUGGCGGAAAAGAGAAAGAAGGAAGCUGCCGAAAGAAUCGAGGCGGCAAGACAGCGUACGCUACUUGUACAAAAGAAAAAGGAGGAGAGAAUGUUGAAGAGAAAGAUCGAGAGCAGAUCAUCAUCUGUGACUUCAAACGUGCCAAAAGAUGAUGCUUCGAGUCUAAAGAAGGAAACUGCGGAAAGAUUAGCGAGUGAACUUCCAAGGCUAUCAGAUCACGAUCGUCACAUUGUUCCGCUUUCUGAGGCCAGACUCCCCCCUACAUACGGCAAGUAUAUAGAUGACAGACCAUUCAUCUGGGUGUCAGAUCGGUAUGUGGACACGCGAAAUGUCAGUUCUGCCACCAUAAGGAAAUUAUUGUUGAGGUACAACUGUGCACGCGUUUUAACGCAUAGGACUGGGUUCUAUAUUGUGUUCAAUAACUUGAAGGAUGCACAAAUAUGCUUUGAUAAAGAGGAUGGCCGCCCCAUUUUUCAUUAUCGGAUGUUUAUGACAUUUUAUGUUCCAGACAGGAUGAUGUCAAGGACUAGAAUUGGUGAUAGGCUCAGCCCAGUUGGCCAGGCAAAGACUUUAAUAUUGAAUGAGCUUAAGGGGUAUCUUUUCAAGGAUUUACGUGAAAAGGUGAUUGGUCCGGCUAUGAUGAAAAUCAUGGAUUCACCGAAGUACACGUCGAAAAUCGAGGAUUAUCGUAAGAAAAUGGAAGAAAAGAAGAGGCAUGAGAUAGAGGAGCAGCGUGCCAAACUAAAAGAGCACGAGAAGAUUGAAAAGAAUGAAGUUCAGAGCUUGCCAAUCGGACUUGCACCUGUUGGUGUUAACCACCAGGUUGUUGAUAUAUCAUCGUUAAUUUCCUCAAGACGUGGGGGCAGGUCCGAGGUCAGAAGAAAGCACCAGUCAACCGUCAAAAAUAGACGAAACGUGCUGCCAAUGUCACAUGUUCUCAAUGAAUCAGACGGGGAGAAUACCGAGAGUGAAGUGGAAAAUGAAGAAGGUGGGGAAGAGGAAGAAGAUGAGGAUGAGGCAGAGGUCGAAGCAGAGGAAGAGAUUGAUCGUGUUGAGCUCAAUAAGAGUGAACCUUCUUCGGAGAAGAGGAAAGCUACAGUUUCAGAUUCUAAGAAGAAGGCCAGAAAACUUGCCAGAACCGAAUCGCCAGGUGUUAAAACGUUAUCUUCCGAGGAAGAAGAGUCGAAGGCCAUACUUUCAUCGCAGCCAACGACUCCAGAAACAGAAGAGCAAGAGAGUAAGAUCACAAAGCCUAUCAGCAUUGAUUCAAACUUUUUACCGACUGUCGAUUCACCACAAGCUGCCUGCGAGGAUAAAUUCAUCUCACAGGUGCCUAAUCUUGAUUGGCUCCAGGAAGUGAUCAAAGAUUCGGAAGACCUCAAGUUUUGCAAAGAAGCAAUGCUGUCGAUUGAUGGCAGUAUUAAUAAUGGCCAUGAAGACAUCAGAUAUUUUGCUUGGAAGCAAAAGCAGGACGAACAGCGGGAAGCUAGACUUCUCAAAGUUGCUGAGGCUGGAGAAGAUGAUGCAUUGAAAGGGUUUAUACGGGAGAUUCGAUCCAACAAGGAGCUCAAAAGCUCAACUGGCUCAUUUAGAACAUCUGGAUAUCGCAAGAUGCCUGACAAGCUCAAGAUUGACUAUCUUCCCUACCGAAGAAGAAUCAAAAAACCACUUACGACGAUCCAGGAAGAGGAUAAUAACGAUUCUGCAACUCAAGCAAAUGCUGUAUUCAGUUCCAGAGUGAACAGAGCAGCAAGCAGACGGUUUGCGGCAGAUGUUUCUAUGCAGAAGCAGAUGCUCGGAUCAGAAUCAGAUCUUCUUGAGCUUAACCAGUUAUUGAAAAGACAGAAACCAGUGCAGUUUGCUCGAUCUGCAAUUCACAAUUGGGGAUUGUACGCAUUGGAGCCGAUUGCUGCCAAGGAAAUGAUUAUAGAGUAUGUUGGAGAAAGAAUCAGGCAGAAAGUUGCAGAAGUCAGAGAGAAAAGAUACCUCAAGUCUGGUAUAGGAUCGUCAUACUUAUUCCGGGUGGAUGAUAAUACAGUGAUCGACGCGUCGAAAAAGGGCGGAAUUGCGAGAUUUAUAAACCACUGUUGCGAUCCUUCUUGCACCGCCAAGAUCAUCAAGGUCGACGGAAAGAAGAGAAUUGUUAUUUAUGCAUUGAGGGAUAUUGCGGCCAACGAGGAACUAACUUAUGACUACAAGUUUGAGAAAGAGACGAAUCCAGAGGAGCGUAUACCUUGUCUAUGUGGUGCUCCAAAUUGUAAGGGGUAUUUGAAUUGA
Brettanomyces bruxellensis is the source of this 3315-nucleotide messenger RNA. RefSeq lists its product as uncharacterized. Gene Ontology annotation, molecular function: histone H3K4 methyltransferase activity; protein binding. NCBI's taxonomy places the organism in Eukaryota, Fungi, Ascomycota, Pichiomycetes, Pichiales, Pichiaceae. The transcript has a single exon. The record is from RefSeq and is a predicted model, not a curated record. The coding region runs from base 1 to 3315 and encodes 1104 amino acids. Gene Ontology annotation, cellular component: Set1C/COMPASS complex.